Rattus norvegicus (Norway rat) is the source of this 1681-nucleotide messenger RNA. NCBI's taxonomy places the organism in Eukaryota, Metazoa, Chordata, Mammalia, Rodentia, Muridae. The record is from RefSeq and is a predicted model, not a curated record.
CGCGUGCGUGGAGGGGCGGGGCCGGGCGGAAGCGCGGUCCGCACGACCGAGAAUUGCGAGCACAGGGUCCGCACAGCACCCUCUGUCCUACUGGCGGGCCAGCCCGCCCAUGGCGCUGCAGGCGCUGCACAGCUCGGGCGUGGGCCUGCGCAGGAUUCUGGCUCACUUCCCGGAGGACCUGAGUUUGGCCUUCGCCUACGGCUCUGCGGUGUAUCGCCAGGCAGGACCCAGUGCACACCAGGAGAAUCCCAUGUUAGAUCUAGUGUUCACAGUAGAUGACCCUGUUGCCUGGCAUGCAAUGAACCUGAAGAAGAACUGGAGCCACUACUCUCUCCUCAAACUCUUGGGGCCCAGGAUCAUCUCAUCCGUCCAGAAUAAUUAUGGUGCCGGCGUCUACUUCAACCCACUGAUCAUGUGUGACGGGAAGCUUAUCAAAUAUGGGGUCAUUAGCACUGGCACUCUGAUUGAGGACCUCCUGAACUGGAAUAACCUAUAUAUCGCCGGACGUCUCCAAAAGCCGGUGAAGAUUGUAUCGAUGAAUGAGAGCACAGUUCUUAGAGCUGCCCUGGAUAAAAACCUGAAGAGUGCGGUGACCACCGCCUGCCUCAUGCUACCCGAAAGCUUCUCUGAGGAAGACCUAUUCAUAGAGAUUGCUGGGCUCUCCUACUCAGGUGACUUCCGAAUGGUGAUUGGAGAAGAGAAAGCCAAAGUGUUGAACAUCGUGAAGCCCAACGUAGUCCAUUUCCGAGAGCUCUAUGAGAGCAUAUUACAGAAGGACCCUCAGAUGGUGUAUAAGAUGCAUCAGGGCCAACUGGAGAUAGAUAAAAGCCCAGAAGGACAGUUCACUCAGCUAAUGACAUUGCCUAGAACGUUACAGCAGCAUAUCAAUCACAUCAUGGACCCUCCUGGGAGAAACAGGGAUGUGGAAGAGACUUUACUGCAAGUGGCUCAGGACCCCGACUGUGGUGACGUGGUACGACUAGCGGUCUCUUCAAUCGUCAGACCUUCCAGCAUCAGGCAGAGCACCAAAGGCCUUUUUACUGCUGGUAAGACCUUUGGGAACAGGCGCUUGGGCAGCACCUGCUGGACAAAAUGGCCUCAGUUCUGUAGGCUGAAAUACAAAGCUUUCCAUCUGCAUCUCUCUGUAACGGUGCAGUUCUGACCCUUCGCCACACACCUGACACUGUCGUACCCUAGACCCUCCUGACUGCAGUGCGACCUGAACCUCUGAUGAAUCACCACCUGAGGUGCGGGGCUUGGCCUCGCCUCUCAGUUCCCAAAUAGCUCCUGUGUGGGGUUUUGCCCUCACGUUUCUAAAUUUAAGUCACCCCUGCAAAGCACUGCAGAAACAGCUGAGUGGGGUGCUCCCUUCUCAUCACCCCCCUUUCACAGACACUUGUUCCUUCUCUUAGUAAGGUGUUUCUGUUUUCCCUGCUGUCUCCUGAAUUUAGGUUACCAUUCCUCUGCCCCUCUGCUCCAGCUGCCAGCUUCCCAUGGGCAAUCGAAGGCAGUGCUUGAACCACAGUUAUAUCCUCCCCUCUGCCUCUGCCUGCCAGGCCUGCCCACCGUGAUCUCCCUCCUGCCUCAGUUCUCCUUUCCUGCUUGCAGUUUGAGCCAAGUCAUUAUUGAAAGUUUGACACUGACAUGAGGCACAUGAUGUGUUUCUCCUCCCCUGCCCAGC